Caenorhabditis remanei is the source of this 663-nucleotide messenger RNA. RefSeq lists its product as uncharacterized. The coding region runs from base 1 to 663 and encodes 220 amino acids. Gene Ontology annotation, biological process: positive regulation of apoptotic process; mitochondrial outer membrane permeabilization. The record is from RefSeq and is a predicted model, not a curated record. The transcript is spliced from 4 exons. Gene Ontology annotation, cellular component: mitochondrial envelope; mitochondrial outer membrane; nucleus. Lineage: Eukaryota; Metazoa; Nematoda; Chromadorea; Rhabditida; Rhabditidae.
AUGUCCUCAUUCCUGGAGUUUGCAAAACCCAAAAUGCUCGAUAUCAAAAAGAAGAUCAAUUUCGCCGAUAUGUCCGGCGAGAAGACCGAUGAGUCUUCCACACAACAGCAGCCGGAGCAGCCGUUGGUUCAACAGACGACGCCGACCGCGAAAGCGACUAACCCGUUUAUCACCCCGAUGACCGAGAGUACACCUGGUAUGUCAGAAUCAUGGGUAGAACUGGCACCUAGUCGUACCAGUCUCUGCAGCAGUGUUGAUAUCAACAUGGUCAUUAUCGAUGAAAAAGACAAAGACUCGAGGUUGAGCCCAGUAUCGAUUGCUCAAUCUCCACAUGUGGAAUUCGAGAGUUUGGAACAAGUCAAGUACAAACUAGUCAAAGAAAUGUUGCCACCCGGGAAGACAGAUUGGAUCUGGGAUUGGAGCAGUCGGCCGGAGAACACACCACCAAAAACUGUCAGAAUUGUACAAUACGGAUCCAACCUUACCACUCCACCAAACUCACCAGAACCAGAAAUGUAUCAGUACAUGGCAUACGAAUCAGAUUCACUUUUCAACGUCAGAGUGGUCUUUGGUUUUCUAGUCACCAACAUCUUCAGUUUUGUCGUCGGAGCCGCAGUUGGAUUCGCAGUGUGCCGGAAAAUAAUCAAACAUCAUCGUCAUUAA